Molecule: messenger RNA, 1278 nt
Organism: Eupeodes corollae
Lineage: Eukaryota; Metazoa; Arthropoda; Insecta; Diptera; Syrphidae
Gene: Prdm13
Product: zinc finger protein 574
Exons: 2
Coding region: 1-1278 (425 amino acids)
Cellular component (GO): nucleus
Molecular function (GO): protein binding
Source: RefSeq, a predicted model, not a curated record
AUGCUGCCCGUGCUGCCAUCUAAUAGCACUCUAAUUGGAAGUUCGUCAGUUCAGCGUGUGGAACGUAAAACACCCAGUAUGAUUUUUCGCAUUGAACAUUUGUUGCCAAGUUCUGCUGCUCCUGCCACUGCUCGGGAGAACCGAUCUGCUCCACCAAUAUUAUCAGCCUCUACCAUGUCCCGAAGCAAGAAUUCAGGAGUUCUGGCAGCGGAGACUGUGCUAAAGGAUACCUGCACAAAACACAUCUCUUCCUUGACUCUUAUGGCUUUGAAUGGAAUCAUCCCAAAUGGAACGGAUUUCUGCAAAGUCCUCGAGGGAAAUUUAUCGAGUAUCAUGGAGCAUGAUUGUUCAUGGCUGAGAAGAAUCAAACUCUCCGAGGAUGUUCACAGUUACAACGUUGUCUUCGAGGUGAAUCGGGAUAUUAACAGCUCUAUACGCCUUCGAGCCAUCAAAGAUAUUCAAAAGGGAGAAGAACUCGUCGCAUGGUUCUCCGAGGAGUUGGCCAUUCUAAUGUCAAUUCCAUUCCUCACUCCGAGCAAUAUUGAAGGAAAUAAACGAUACACUUGUCAUUUGUGUGGGUUAUCUUUUGAAACUCCAAAUCCUCUAAAAAUUCAUAUUGCCUUAGCGUGUGGACGCCAUUCGUUGGACAUUUUGUGGAUUCGCCUGCAUUAUGCCAUGAAAGCAUCGAUGUUUGAUCAAUUGUCGACAGCUGCUCCAUGUCCAGCUACCAUGACAUUUCCCACUUCAACAACAUCUCGAUUGUCAGCUUUCAAGCCACCAAUGAGCUCGUCAGGGUCAAUGCCUUCAGCUUCGUCAGUAGCAUUUAAUCAACCUAGAAUGUUUAUUCAACCAAGGGGUAGUCCGCAUCAUCAACCCCCACAUCAUUCGCCACCUCCACCACCACCACAAAAUCUGAUACAGCCACCAAUAAAUCCGAUGGAAGCUGCUGCCCAAAUUGAGGCUAUAGUGAGUAAUAUGGGAACUUCGAAACAGGGACAUCUCUGCAUUUACUGCGGCAAGGUCUAUUCCCGGAAAUAUGGAUUGAAGAUUCAUAUUCGAACGCACACUGGAUUUAAACCACUCAAGUGUAAGUUCUGUUUGAGGCCGUUCGGUGAUCCGUCUAAUCUGAACAAACACGUCAGGUUACAUUUGCAACCAGGAACUUCAGCUUACAAAUGUCAUUUGUGUAAUAAGACUUUGGCCAGACGGCGGGAUUUACAGAGACACAUGGAGAACAGACACUCUAAUGAACAUAACCUGAAAAUGGAGACAAACUGA